This is a messenger RNA of Condylostylus longicornis, 3172 nucleotides long. RefSeq names its product aryl hydrocarbon receptor nuclear translocator homolog (gene tgo). Gene Ontology annotation, cellular component: aryl hydrocarbon receptor complex; cytoplasm; nucleus. NCBI's taxonomy places the organism in Eukaryota, Metazoa, Arthropoda, Insecta, Diptera, Dolichopodidae. Gene Ontology annotation, biological process: regulation of transcription by RNA polymerase II. The coding region runs from base 306 to 2192 and encodes 628 amino acids. The transcript has 2 exons. The record is from RefSeq and is a predicted model, not a curated record. Gene Ontology annotation, molecular function: protein dimerization activity; RNA polymerase II cis-regulatory region sequence-specific DNA binding; DNA-binding transcription factor activity, RNA polymerase II-specific.
UUUAAAAUUGAUAUAAAUAAAUAUUGAGAGUGCUUCAUUAUAAUAAAAUGUAAUAUUAAGAAAAGAAUAUUAAAAAAAUUGUAAAUUUAAUACGUUUUGUGUACUAUUAAAAUUCAUUGUCAUCGGACAAUAAAAGAAAAAUAAAAGCCAACACAACAAAAAUUAAAAUUUUACUACACCUUCAAAAAAGGCCUUCAAAUAAUUUUAUAAAUGUAUAGAGGCUAUAAAGAUUAUUAAAAAAAUUAUAACCUAAGUAUUUAAAUAAUACUUUAUUUUUUUUUGCGAAUAUAUUUUUUACACUAAAAAUGGAUGUAGAAAAUAUACAAGACAAGGAGCGUUUCGCAAGUCGAGAGAACCAUUGUGAAAUUGAGAGGAGACGGCGAAACAAAAUGACAGCAUAUAUAAAUGAACUUUCAGAUAUGGUACCAACAUGCAGUGCCUUAGCUAGAAAACCAGAUAAAUUAACGAUUUUGCGUAUGGCUGUUGCCCAUAUGAAAGCCCUUCGUGGGACUGGCAACACUUCAAGUGAUGGAACAUAUAAACCAUCUUUUUUAACAGACCAAGAACUAAAACACCUAAUUCUGGAAGCUGCCGAUGGUUUCCUAUUCGUAGUGUCAUGUGAUUCUGGCCGUAUAAUUUACGUUUCGGAUUCUGUAACACCUGUUUUGAAUUACACUCAAAAUGAGUGGUACGGAACUAGUUUGUAUGAGCAUAUUCAUCCAGAUGAUAGAGAAAAAGUUCGUGAGCAACUUUCAACACAAGAACCUCAGAAUACAGGCAGAAUUCUAGAUUUGAAAACUGGUACUGUGAAAAAAGAUGGUCACCAAUCAUCUAUGCGCUUAAGUAUGGGGUCAAGAAGAGGUUUCAUUUGUAGAAUGAAGAUUGGAAAUGUGAGCCCAGAAAGUAUGGUUGCUGGACAUUUAAAUCGUUUAAAGCAAAGAAAUUCGUUAGGACCGAGUCGUGAUGGACAAAAUUUUGCUGUAAUUCAUUGCACUGGUUAUAUCAAAAAUUGGCCUCCAACAGACAUAUUUCCUGGCGUAAACCUUGAUCGUCAAAAUCCCGAUGAUUCCUCACACUCUCCACAUUGUUGUUUGGUUGCUAUAGGAAGAUUACAAGUGACUUCAACAUCAAACUCAUCUGAUUUAAAUGGAGCUAACAGUCAAUCAGAAUUUAUUUCUCGUCACGCUAUAGACGGAAAAUUUACUUUUGUAGAUCAAAGAGUUAUGAAUAUAUUGGGUUAUGCGCCAACCGACCUUUUGGGAAAAAGUUGUUAUGACUUUUUCCACCCAGAAGAUCACAGUCAUAUGAAGGAAAGCUUUGAACAAGUUCUAAAACAAAAAGGGCAAAUGUUUUCUUUGAUGUACCGUUUUCGUGCUAAAAAUCGGGAGUAUAUAUGGCUAAGAACACAAGCUUAUGCUUUUAUGAAUCCAUAUACAGAUGAAGUCGAAUAUAUUGUUUGUACAAACAGUUCCGGCAAAACAAGCCAUAUUUCUGGUAAUUUAGAAACCGUUGCACCAGAGCCUCAGCCAACGCAACCUCAAACUGAGCAUUCAGUUUAUUCAAAUCCUGGUUUAGACUAUACCUUGCAGCAAGGUCGCCGGGAUCAGCAAACUCCAUCCAACACAUCAACGCCAGCAGCUUCACAAGUUUAUGGCGCUCAUAGUAUGCUAGCUCAAUCUCACCAAGGUAUACCAUCUCAACAGCAAAGCAGUAGUAUUCAAAGGCCAAAUAGCGCACAAAAUGCUCCACCACCGGUUGCAUAUGCUAGCUAUGAUCAUACACCUUCCCCUAUUGGUUAUGGAUCUCCUGGUGCAGGAAGACAACAACCAGUAACAGAAGGCUAUCAAUAUAAUCAAUUAAGCCCGGCUAGAUCUCCUACCGGUCCAACAUAUACACAGUUGAGUGGUAGCUCAAGACAAGGAACUUAUCAAGGUGGUUCAACUAGUAGCAAUACUGCAAUUUGGGGAUGGCAAAAUGCUGCUGCAGCAGCGUCAGGUGGUCAGCCAAACGACCCGAAUGCUCCUGGUGGCAGCGGUCAUCAUGGACAUCAGGUUCAUACACAUCAAUCACAUCAUGUGCACGGUGGCCAUCAGGGACAAGAAUUAACCGAUAUGCUUCAAAUGCUGGAUCAGAGUGGCGGAACUACCUUUGAAGAUUUAAAUAUUAAUAUGUUUAACGCUCCUUUUGAAUAAUUCGAAAUAUACUUUUUAUUUACUUUCUUGUCAAAUAUUUGAGAUUUCAAAUAAUUUAAUAUGCACAACCAUAAUUUUAUAAAAAAAAAUAAUAGUAAAGUUUUUACAAAGAUAAUUCUUUAAUAGUAGUUUUAAGUAAUUUAAUUAGAGUAUUACUUAAUAACAAUUAAGCAGCUAUUACUAUAAUGUACCAGUAUGUGGAAACUUUGACUGGUUCAAGUUUUAGUUCUAUCAAAAAAAACAUUAAUGCAUACUUUUUGAAAAAAUGUCAACUGACUAUGAAGAAUUAUAAUUUCAAUUCAAAAAAUUCAUACUAAAAAAAAUAUAAUUCAAAUGGUUAUUGUUGGCACUACUUUUGAUUUAUCUUCUUUCUUGUAAUAUCAUUAAAAUGCCGGUAUCAAUUGUAGUUAGUAACACAGUCCCAUCAUUUUUUCAAGAUACAUAUUUAUAUUAAGUUUACUUAUUUUAUUGCAAUCUAAUAAUAUUUUAUUUUUAAUUUUCAAAUGUAUUUCUAUCUUUAUUUCAAAGUCAUACUAUUAUUAUUAUGCAGAUUUCUGAACAUCAUUCAUUUUUGUUCUUUGUACGUUUUAAAGUAGAUAUAUACAAAAAUACAAAAUAUUUCAUUGAGUUAUUGAAACCAAUUUUUUAAAAUAUAAAAUCAAAUGCUUGAUAGUAAUAGAAUUUUGGUAAAUUGCUAGCAAAAAAAAUAUUUUUAAUUGAUAAAAAAAUCGUAUUUUGAAUGUAUGUACCGAUUUCAAAUGCAUACGGAAUAAUACAAUUAUAUAUUUAAAUAUAAAAGUGAAAUUACUAAGCUUUUGUCGUUUUUUAAAAAUAAAUACGAUUUAUGACUAUUAAUAAUUGUGCAAUUAUUUUAAUUAUAUAAGAAUUUUCUUUUGCAUUUUUUAAAGAUCUACCUAAAUUUUUAUUCGAAAAAAAAUGAGGAUAUUUUUUUUUUUCUAAAUUUACAAAAUAAUAAAAUU